CAAGCUCCUGCUCUGUACCGGGUUAACAGUCAGGCUGCCGCACGAGGUUGGGCUGAGGGGGAUCAAAGAUGCGCUUUUUGAGCUUCACAUCCGUUGUUUUACUACAGCUGACUUUCUGCGCUGUACUGCAUGGUGCCAAAUGGACAUACAGUGGGCCAGAAGGAGAGCACCACUGGUCCAAGAAUUAUCCAUAUUGUGGUGGAGCUUUCCAGUCUCCAAUAGACAUCAAGUCAGAGCUGCUAAGGUUCGACCCAACUUUGCGUCCAAUUGAGGUUCAGAAUUACAACCUGUCCCCCCAUGAGCAUCUCACUCUUGGAAAUAAUGGACAUUCUGUGCAAAUCUCCCUGCCCUCUAAGAUGCACAUCUCCAGCCUGCCUCAUCGUUACACUGCAGCUCAGCUUCAUUUCCACUGGGGCUCCUCCAGCAGACCUGCCGGCUCUGAACACAUGGUUAACAGCAGACAGUAUGCAGCAGAGAUGCAUGUGGUACACUUCAAUUCAGACAAGUACCCCAAUAUGUCCACAGCUGUGGACAAAUCUGAUGGCCUGGCAGUGCUGGGUGUCCUGAUUGAGGUUGGUGAGUUUAAUCCUGCCUUUGAACAGUUUCUGAAGUUCAUUAAUGGCAUCAAAUACAGAGAUCAGAGAGUACAAGUGCCUGGUUUCAACAUCAGAGCGCUGCUGCCUGCACGUUUGGAUGAGUAUUAUCGCUACGAUGGGUCACUCACCACUCCUCCUUGCUAUCCUAGUGUACUGUGGACUGUGUUCAGGAAUCAUGUAACAAUAUCUCGCAAACAGUUUCUGACCCUGGCAACAGCCCUCUACUCCUCCCAUGCCCAGGACUCAGCCCCUGUGCCACUGAAUGGCAACUUCAGGAAACCGCAGCUUGCUGACAGCCGAGUUGUGCUGGUAUCUUUUAAGGAGGGCAGAGGACUGCAUGGUACUCUUACAGUCACAUCUCCACUCACGAGGAAGCGAAUCGUUCAGCAGCUGCUGGUUGGCGACCUAGCAGACCUGGCUGAUGAAGGGCUCUAUCAGCUCCUACCAAGUGGCUCAGAGAAGCUCCAAGUUGGCAAGAAGAAAGACCUCAAGAACGAGCAGAGUGAGACUCUGGCCAAGUCCAAACAACAGAUGUUGAAUCCAUUCCUGCGGAAGAAGAGCCAGACCAGCCACUCUGUGGGAAAGUUAGGGGUGGCUGAAGAUGCACUCUGCUACGUCUCACUGGAGCAGAGAGUUUUCCAUCAGCUCAAACAGUUCCACACUGAGAACCAGCUGGUUCAUGCUCUCAGAGAUGCAGUUUUCCCUGAGCUCAACCUCAAGAGCUACCUGGACUGUAAAUCAGAUUUAGCCCUCCCCACUAUCAGGCACAUUCUCCGUGGACGGCCAACAGACGAGGCGACUGAGUUGAAUCGCUCUCUGACAAAAGCCUUGAUGAAUCAGAAGAAGACUUCCACAGCCAUCAAGCAAAGUGUGCCAAUGACAAACUAUGGUAGUCUCUCUCCUGCCAUUGUUCCCAGGAAACCACACAGCCAAGGUUAUCCACAUCCUUGGCUUUUGCCAAUGGAGUGGGAAGACUAGAGAGGUUCCUCACAUAGUUGAGACUCACAUUAUGUCACUUUCAGUUGUAGACAUCAGUUGUGUGUCCUACAAUGAAAGACUAAUUUUCAAGCCGCACCCUGCAUUCCUUUGACCGAUGGUUCUCACAAAUGUGUUUAAUAUUUAAAUUAUUCUUUCCAGUAUGUGCACAUAAUUCUAGGUUCUAUCAGAAAAAGACUGUAGAUUUAAUUUACUGUAGUUAUUGUUUUUGCAAGCUUACUCAUAUGCAUAACCACUCAUCACCAGUGACUGUGCUCAGUAACACAAGCAGAUUCUAAAACAUUAAGCCGAACUGAAUGUGUUGAUUUUUGUCAUGGAAAUUUGCCAAGGAAAAGAAAUGGUUUCUUUUUCACAAUGACUGAAAUCACCAUAACUUUACCUUUGAAUAAACAUCAUCAAAGCUCAUAUUUCGUGCUUGAAAAUAUGCAUCAAGCAUAUAGAUUUGCAUAUUGUAGUACACAAAAUGGCUGGCAUGGAACAUUUAUAAUGUUCUACAGUGUGCCAAGUUCAGUUCUAUAGUAUGGAGCUAACUGGUAAUUAUUGCCUUGCACAAUAUAGAGAUGCAGCUAAACCAAAAGAAUUUGCAAGAGCUUAAGCGCUUUACAUGAGAUCCCUGUCUUUUCCCACAAUUUGUUCAUCUCUUCAAAUUGCAGUUUUCAGUAAGGAUACAGCUACUGUACAGUACAUAAGGAACUAUUUUCAAUAAAAGCAUUAUACUUGA
Messenger RNA from Toxotes jaculatrix (banded archerfish), 2313 nucleotides. It is a transcript of the gene ca12, whose product is annotated as carbonic anhydrase XII. The transcript is spliced from 9 exons. The record is from RefSeq and is a predicted model, not a curated record. The coding region runs from base 69 to 1574 and encodes 501 amino acids. Gene Ontology annotation, cellular component: plasma membrane. Lineage: Eukaryota; Metazoa; Chordata; Actinopteri; Toxotidae. Gene Ontology annotation, molecular function: carbonate dehydratase activity; zinc ion binding.